Calliphora vicina (urban bluebottle blowfly) is the source of this 6086-nucleotide messenger RNA. RefSeq names its product Nuclear factor I (gene NfI). Lineage: Eukaryota; Metazoa; Arthropoda; Insecta; Diptera; Calliphoridae. Gene Ontology annotation, biological process: regulation of transcription by RNA polymerase II. Gene Ontology annotation, cellular component: nucleus. The record is from RefSeq and is a predicted model, not a curated record. The coding region runs from base 1317 to 4160 and encodes 947 amino acids. The transcript is spliced from 10 exons. Gene Ontology annotation, molecular function: DNA-binding transcription factor activity, RNA polymerase II-specific; RNA polymerase II cis-regulatory region sequence-specific DNA binding.
ACGACGAAAAAAACGCAACAUGGUGGUGUUUUCCAUUUUAGCAACAACAAAAACCAUAUAGAAAUUGGUUGAAUAUGAAACAAAUAGAACCAGCGACUAAAAGAAAACUUGAGCAAAAACACAAGGCAUAACACAUUAAAUGUGUCUCCUCUCGACUACUUUAAUUUUGUUCAAUAAACUUAACAUUAACCAAACAACAAAUACAUAGUUUAUAAAAUGUUAAAUAUAUCGUAAAAUCAACAAGAACUGCUAACUAAAAUUAUUAUUAUUUCUUCGUUAAAUUUUCAAUAUUUUUCAAUAAUUCUUCUAAACCAUCACCACACUCUACGUCAUGAUUAUUAUUUAUGUUUUAAUUUUUUGAAACAAUUUUGAAACAACGAAAAUUUAAACAAAAAGAAAAAAACCAAAAUAAUGCACAAAAUAUUAAAAUAUAAUAGAAAAGAAAAUCUUAAAAUUUAAGUAAAAAAAAGACAAUAAUAAAUUAUAAAUAAUAAAAACAGCAACAACAACAAAAAAAAAGCAACAAACAUGUUCGAUAUUCGUUGAGUUCCUAUUAAUGCACGGCUGAAACGACAACAACAAAUAUAAAAACAAAACAAAAAGAAACUCUCACAUAUAUACAUCACACUCAAACAAACACACUUACUUACUCACUCACUCUCUCUCUCUCUUUCCCUCACCAUAAAUAAAUGGCUUUGAUGAUAAAAAUGAUGUUGCCAGCAAAUAAACAAACAUCAACAUCAGCAGCAUCAACAACCACUAUUAUUACUACUACAACAACAACAACAACAACUAAAACAUCUCCUACUACUAACAACACCAACAACUUCAGCAAUAAUAAACAAAUAUUGAUGAUGAGACGACGAGCUUGAAAUGAACUUUUAUUAGCAAAAAAGCAUUAAAAAAACUUUGAAAUCAAACCUUAACAACGACAAGGAAAAUCAAAAAAAAACAACCAACUAAACUUAUUAAGGAUUCUACUGCACUCUGUAUCACUACUCCUGUUUUUCAUUUCCUUCUGUUGCAGAUUUGUGUUUUUUUUCAUUCUCUAUGUUUGGUUUCAGCAACACAAUUUUGAAUAUUUGAGACUUAUCACUCCAUCAUCAACAACAACUUUCAUAUAAUUCUAGCGGAAAAAAAGCUCAAAAUAAAAAUUACACACCCAAAGUCUUCCAAAAGCUUAAAAUUACAAAAGGAAAUUUUUAUAAAAAAAAAACAAACCAAGAAAAGCUGCAACAAAAAACAAAACUGAAUUAACAGUUUAAAACCAAAAAACCAAAAACAAAAAAAAAACACAAUAAAGCCUUUAACAAGGCAUGUUUAUACCUGAUUCUUUACGUAGCUGUAUGAUCGAGACGGACGUUAAUUCUUAUCUACAAACAUCAUCCUCAGGACAGGAUGAGUUUCAUCCGUUCAUUGAAGCCCUACUACCGUAUGUCAAAUCAUUUUCGUAUUCCUGGUUUAAUUUACAAGCAGCCAAGCGAAAAUACUACAAAAAGCAUGAGAAACGCAUGUCACUGGAGGAGGAGAGACAUUGUAAAGAUGAGUUACAGAACGAAAAAGCCGAAGUUAAACAGAAAUGGGCCUCUCGCCUAUUGGGCAAACUGCGCAAAGACAUAACGCAAGAAUGUCGCGAAGAUUUCGUACAAUCCAUAACGGGUAAACGUAAAUCGAUAUGUGUUCUCUCCAAUCCCGAUCAAAAAGGCAAAAUGCGGCGCAUUGACUGCCUGCGUCAAGCAGACAAAGUAUGGCGUUUGGAUUUAGUGAUGGUCAUACUCUUCAAAGCCAUACCUUUGGAGAGUACGGAUGGUGAGCGUUUGGAAAAGUCGCCAGAGUGCAUACAUCCAGCCUUGUGUGUCAAUCCUUAUCACAUCAAUGUAUCGGUGCGUGAAUUAGACCUAUAUUUGGCCAAUUUCAUCAACACACAUGAUCCGCUAAGUAGUCCCACGUCUACGUCACCGCAUCCGGGCACGCCUACCACACCUUCUCUCAUGCUGUACAGUAACGAGCAUAACAACAACAAUAAUAACAACAAUCCAGCCGACAAUAAGAAACACGCCGACGAUGAGCGUAAAACGAAAGGUAUGUAUGAAGAGCAAGAGUUGAAAUUUUCUUUGUUUGCGAAGACUAACAAUGAGCACUACCACUACCAUCACUCUCAAUCAGAUGUAGAGAGCACACCAUUUGCUGGCUACAGUCAUAAUCCCUACAAUGGUGUGGUUUGUAAUGAUAUUAUCUUGGCCACUGGGGUAUUCUCUUCCAAGGAACUGUGGAAGUUAUCAAAAGCUUCCAUACUGGAAGAAACCACCAAUGAUCUCAUACAGGCCAGUUCCAUCAAACUGGAACAUCCAACGGCGGCCUAUGAAUGCCAAACAUAUCAAAUGACAGCCUCUGCGGCGCCUUUGGGUUCGGUGGUGGGUGGAGUGAAUAGUUUGAGUUCGGCUGGGGGAGGUGGCAUGGUAACGGGCGCCGAUGGUCGAUCCUCAGUUAGUGCUUCCAUGGUUUUGCCCUCCGGCUAUAGCAUUGAUUUUGUGGAUCCGCGCAGCAGCAUGCAUCUAACCAACUCUUCUUUGUUGCGUGCUGCGGCCGCUGCUUCUUGUAAAACUGAUCCCAAUGGUUCGCCGCAGGAUUCCGUGGGCGGACCCAGCAGUUUUUCUGUGAUAUUGAGGCAAAAUGAAGACAAUGGCAGCAACAAUGGUGGCUCCAACAAUGAUGAUGUGGCUCUGCAAAGAUACACUCCUACCAGCAACAGGGUGUUGCUAAGCAUGGGACAAAUGAGACCAGGAGAAGUGUUAAUGCAACAUAAUGUGAGUUCUUCAUUGGUGCCAAAUUCCGUUAGUCCGGCUUUGUAUUAUCCACAACACAACAGUCCAUCCGCCAAUCCUGCAGACAAUUCCGAAGAAGCUCAACACCAGCAGCAGCAGCAGCAACAUCAACAGCACCAACAACAGCAGCAGCAGCAACAACAGCAGCAGCAACAUCAACAACAACAUCAUCACCAGCAGCACUUGCAUCACUCGCAAACCUCUUCUACACCCAAAUAUGCCACAGAGGUCAUAAAUCAUGGCCAGGAUAUGUCCGAGUUUGUGGCAUAUGUCUGCCAAGAUACUUCGGGCCUUAAUCCUUCUGAAGCGGAUUUGCAUGCUCAUCAUCAUCAAUCGUCUUCCCAUUUUCAAUUGCAACAUGCUGCCGCCGCCGCUGCUGUGGGACGUAGUCCCAAAUUGUCGGCGGUUUCAGCAGCUGCAGCAGCCGCUCAUUAUCAGCAAUACAGCACCAUGUUGCCUCCGCCUCCUUUGCCGCCUAUGGCGCGUCCCGUGGCUAUAAUACGUUCUACCGGUGAUUUGACUAUGGUGGCUUCACCGCCCACCUCCGCCAGCAUAUCACCGCCUCCGCUGACCAGUGUCAGCUCGGCUGGAGACUCACCACGUCACCAUCAUCACAGCCACCAGCAAAUGCAGCAACAUCAUGCCCAUCAUCACCACCAUCAUCAUCAACAGCAACAGCAGCAGCAGCAGCAUAGCCAUCAUCAGCAGCAGCAACACACCACCAUAGAUCACAGCACCAGCACUGGCUUGAGUACCAUGUCCUCCAAAAUAACCAACACUACAGCCUCCAGCUCCAAUCAAGACGGCGGCAAUAAUACCAUUACGGUGGGCAGCAGCGCCAACUCUUCUGAUUUGGUGGUGGCCUCAACAUCAUCAGCCUCGCCACCACCAGCUCCUACACAAAGUCCACAAUCUCAUAUCAUUGAUGUGGCCCGCUGCAAGACCUCACCCACUUCGUCCUCGUCAGCCAUAGCGGUGUCCACGCCCACUUCGGCCCUGACACGCAUAUCGGCUCAACCGUAUCCUCAGACAAAUGGACGCGAGUACUUUAAUCAUUUCCAUACACAAACAACACCGCUGCUGGGUUAUACCACCAUGUCGGGUGUCAUUAGUCCCACAAACUUAAGUUUAUAUUCCUCGUCGUCGGGCGUCUCCUCACAUCGCACAACACCCCGUUCACGCUGGAAUCCCUCGUUUCUUUCUAUGGAAGAUGAUUUCAAUAUGAUGGGCCAUACCUUGUCCAGCACAAAUCCUGAGGCUACACCGGUUAUUCUAAUGGAAGAUUCUGGCCGUUACAGUGAUGAGUAUGUCAGCAGUCGUGAUUACGUUACAUGAUUAUAAAUGCAACAAACUUAUUAUAGGCCCUACUAGAACUGCAAAAUAAAGUUAAAUGGAAAAAACUUUAACUAAAAACUGUAAGAAACUUAUAACAAUAUUUAAUGUAUAAUUAAUUUAGAUUUAAAAACAAAAUAUUAUUUAAAAUUAUUAUUUAUAUUUAAGAAUAACCAAAGGAAUGGUUAGAAAAGCCUUUUUUGGGAGUAAAGAAAAAGAGGCUUUAAGUAAAAAAAGGCUCAAUUAAUGAUAAUGUACAACCUAAAGAACCAAUAAUGGCAAGAAAUUUGAAGAAAAAAAAAAACUAAACUAGAACUGCAAUUUAUUAUAAACAAAAACAAGAAAAUGCUAGACAUUAUAUUUAAGAUAUGCCCGUUUAUAUUAUUAUUAUUAUUAUAUACAUUUAUAAUAGGUUUUUUUAUAUAUAUUAUAAAGAAAAUAAUUACUUUAGCAAGUUAGUAAUGAACAGAAAAUUUAACAAACUCCGGCGGCCAUUAAUUAAAUUUAACCUAAAAAAAAUUCAUAAUUUAUUAUAUUGGUGCUUUAUAUUUAAACUAAAAUUUAAACUAGUUUUAAAUAACUAAAAAUAAUAUUAAUUAUGGUUAAACAAAUGAUAAUUAAAGCUCUUUAGAUUUUAAACAAAUGGUUCCUUUAUAAGAAAUUUAAACAAAAAAACUAUAAACAAAAACUAGAAGACAUUUUAAAACUCCUAGAACAUAAAAAAGGAAUAAUACAUUAAAAACAGCUUAAAAUUACAGAAUGCUAAAAAUUAAAACAAAAAACAAACAGAAGGUUACUAAAACUGCAAUAAAUUAUAAAGAGAAUUAAAAAAUUUUAAGAGAGUUGAAAAAAAUGAUGAAAAUUCUAAAAUAAAAACUAAAAUUGAGUAGAGAGCAUUUAGCACUCAAACAACUAAGCACACUCCCUUACAGUUACAAACAGAGAAAACAUCCAAGCAAAAAAAAGCCAGCAUCACUGAAAUGUUUGUCUUUACCGAAUUCAAUCGCUGCAACUGAAAGUGUUUUCUCUAUUAAUAAAGAAAAAUCCCUUAAAUUAUUAAAAAAAAACUAAAAUAAUAUUCAAAACAAUGAAAAACCUAAAAGAUAGUAAACAGACAAUAGUAGUUUUAACAAAUAAUACCAAUUUAAAUAAACAACAAUAAAAACCAAUUAGUUACUAUUUAUAUAUAGAUAUAUUACUAUAUAUAUACUAUAUAGAAUUAUAUACUUAAAAUACCUAUAUAUAUAUUAAAAAAAAUAUAUUUAUAAAAAACCUACAUUAAACAACAAAAAACUGAAAUUAUAAAAAAACAAAACAACUCCCAUGUAAUUUUUACAUGAUUAUUUAUAAAUAUACACAACAACAAAAGAAAUUAAACUAAAAACCAAGUAGUUAAAAUAACAAAAAUUACCCAGAAAAUCCGAACCUAAAUUAAGUAGACUUUAUAAACAAUAUUUUGAUAAACAAAAUCUUAAUCUUAAUAAGAAAAAAGAAAAUAAUUUAUUUAAAAUACUAAAUGAUUUGAUUGGAAAUUCCUUUUCAGUUCUGAAACAAUUAUAAAUUAUUAUAACCCCUCUUCCUAAGUAACCUUCCGUUUGCAAAACCCAUAAAAUUUAUAUAUUUUGGUUAUUUAUAGAUGUCCAUCUUUAUGUUGAAAUCAUCUUUCCGUAGCCUCCAAAUAACCUACCUACAUGAUACAUACAUCAGUAUAUCCUCUAUAGUACCGGUUGGUAUGCUAUUUAAAAUCGAGAAAAUCGGCCCAUAAAUGGCUGAGAUAUAAGCAAAAAACCACCACAACCUCGAUUUUUUAACUAUAUGUUUAUCUAUAUCUGGAUUAUCAUUAAUUUAGACAAUAUGGAUCUCUAAUGAUAGAUAUUUUAAAGACCUUUUCAAGGAUGUAUAUAAUGUCUUAGUAAAUCGGACCUAAAA